UAUUUCUUUUAAUCGGCGCCAUUUGAUUAUUUUGGCAUCGAUAAAAAAUCAAUUUUACAAAAUAAUACAAAUACAAAAAAAAAAAGGCUGAUAAUAAUUGUUUAUGUUGUUCUAGAAUGGUUGUAAUUUUUUUUUUCGGUUGGAAUAAUGUGAAUCGUUGCUAUGGUGACUAAACAAUGGGACUACUUCUAUACAAGUUUAUGGCACUGGUGGUGUUUGUUAUGCUAGAAGAUUGUAGCAGUUAUAAAGACUCCAACCCUCCAAUCGAAUUAUAUGUUGCCGGAGCAAAGAAAGAUGGCAAUCAUACAGUGCGGAUUGAAAACGGAAGUGACGUCAUGCUCGUUUGCCAGACUUCUUUAGAAAGGUCCAAGAUGAUCAGAAAUGAACAGAACCAGACAUUAAACAAGACAGCCGACCCUGGACUUACAUACGUCUUCAAGACGUUUCGCUGCUCUGACUCUGGGAAAUACACCUGCCUUGUUAAACAAUCUAGUUCUAUGUUUGCACAGAGAGAGGAGGAGUCUAUUUAUUUGACCACACAAUCGAACUGUCCUCCCAGACUGUGUCACGGGGUAAUCCAGCAUCUAAACAUUAAGGCCACCCUUGGCUCGGACUUGACCAUUUCCGCCUGCAUCAUCUUCGACCGGCAACACGAGAGCAAGUACAACCUGUACGUGAAUGACCAGCACAUUGACCACGCCCAGGACCUAAAGUACCACGCUGAGCUCAUCAACACGUCACCCCUGCAUGUGAUGGUCACCCUGACGGUCAGGGAUGUAACGCCUGCUGACUUGACCUUGAACACCAUCAAGGUCAAGGACAGCGCUACAGAAGAGACAGUCCUCAGCUAUAACUUUACCAUCACGUCGGAAGAAAGUGUGUCCGGAGGUCCUGACCUGAAGCUUAUUAUACCAGUUACAAUUGGAGCUGUCUUUGUUAUUGUAGUGGUUAUAAUUGUCUACCGAUAUAUGAAAGUGGACUCUGGCAAAUAUCAAGUCAGACCAAGGCUCUCAACAUCAGCUAGCUCCAAUUCUGAAGACCACUACGACAGACUUGAAGAGUACCAUCGCAACAAGAGAGGUCGCGCUGGCAACCAGUAUCUGACCACCUCGGACGUACGGAGUGAGCGGCUCAAGUACCAGACCCUAUCUAAUAAUAUCGGUCAGGGUGCAACAGCCAGAGACCCUCAAGGCUGGGAUGUUAUUGAGUACAUAACGCCUUCUGAUGGCGGCACUCAAGAAUUUCCUUUAAAACCACAGCCAUGUGGAAACACGCCAAAGCAUUCAAGACGUCAGCAUUCUAGACAACGGGGAGAUGCAGAAAGCGUUGAUAUGGGGGAAAGUUUACAAAUUUGGUAUGAAAAUCAAAUCUUUGAGUAUGAACAACAAAUUGGAAGUCGUUGCCGGAAUUUCGGAAGUCAGACAAGUAUAGAUAGUUAUAACCCGGAUGUCAUUGACAGCUUCAUCAACAAUCCCCUCUACGACGAUGGCAUACGCAUAGAGCACAUGAAAUACUCAGCAGAUCCGAAACAAGACUUUACGGACCAUCCAAAGCUGAAUGUCGCCGACGAACUGGCUGACAUUGAACGAAGUAUCGUUCUAAGUGUGAAAGAACUUGACAGCUUCGAGAGAACUUUGACUCGACCUCAAAAGAAGCAUCAGACAGAAACCAACUCCGGGAAUAUCAUCGCCGAAACAGAUGAAAUCAUGGCAUCAUGUAAACAGUCUGUUGAUGUCCUCAGUAGGAUAGCUGAAGACGACAUUUGCAAUAGCACUCAUACUAUCGUCGAAAAACGGUCUAUGGACGACGAAUUUGGACAAAUACAAUUUUUCCAUCUUUUUGGGGACAAUGGCAAUCUUCAAAGAAGCUGUGAUGCCAUUGAGCUAUCCCAUCAAGAUGCUCAAACCAUGGACGGUGAAUCGUCGUCCCCGACACAAAAUAUUAGGCAAUAUUUUCAAAAGCGUAUCGACGAUGAUGAAUUUAUGGCUCUGAUUGAACUUAUGGACUACGUGAAACGUCCGGAUACCACGUGAUGUUUAAAAUGUUUCACUUCCACUUUCUCUUUAAAAUGAAACUAAUUUUGUAGAGAGUCUUCAAUCUUAUCUUAUAAACUUAAGACGUUCCUUCAAAUGAAAAGAUAAUUACGCACUACGCCUGUCCUUGUGCUAAUCUCGUCAUGCAUUUUAAUCAGAAACUUGAGCUUUACUAUAUUAUUUGUUUUUCCCUUGAUUAUGGCAUCCGCUCCGUACUCUGAUGCCGCUUACAUAUGCGUGUGGUGGCAUGUGGAAUAAAGAGCAAUGUUCCUUGAUCAUAAUGUUUGCUGAGCAUUUAAUUAGGUUUUGGUUUCAAAACAUAAUAUAAGAAUUCUAAAGAGGAUCGUUAAAGCCUUAUAUAGUAUAUAUAUGGUGGCAGAUGUCUAAUGAACUAGCUUUAAACAAUGGUCUAUACUACACAACAAGAGUGGCCGUAAAGCAAAUGUCCAAAACAAGGGAGAUUAAUAAUAAUAAUAAUAAUAAUCUUUAUUAUCUAUAAGGAAAUGUGUCUUACAAUUUGUGCAUUACACCAAACACAACAACAAAGCUUAUCUUACUGCCAUAUAUCUCAAGAUGAUAGCGUUUAACUCCUUUUCUGUUGUAAAAUAAAGAAAUUAAUUACUAACUAAUUGGUUAUUUUUUAAUUGAUUCAUAACUGUGAAUAAUUAUUAUACAAUAUGACAACUUCAUCAGAGAAUGGAAAGGAAAGAAAA
Molecule: messenger RNA, 2746 nt
Organism: Biomphalaria glabrata
Lineage: Eukaryota; Metazoa; Mollusca; Gastropoda; Planorbidae
Exons: 5
Coding region: 177-2033 (618 amino acids)
Source: RefSeq, a predicted model, not a curated record